AUGGGGAUCGAUGGUGGAAUCUUGGAGGAGUCGAUCGACAUGACUGUGAAGAGCGGUGAUAACUGCAGAAGAGCGGUGAUAAUUGCAGAAGAGCGGUGUUCAUGGUCGGGAUUCAGUGAACUUCUCCCGCUCGACCUCUACAUACUGGACUACAUGGGUUCAGGGUUCAUGGUGUUGUUGCACUGCUCCCACUCGAGGCUCGUUUGGCAGUUGAUGGGUGUGAGCAACUCGCUAAUUAGGAUUCUCUGCCGCCGCCCGCCGUCGCUCGGCCGCUCCAUGGCAGGCCCUCCGCCCUGCCCUCCUCCCCCUCCCGGCGAAGCCGCUGCGGCCGAUCCCGACUCUCCGGAGCCGAGUGCGCUCCAUCGCUUUCCAGUCACCCUCCUUCAGCCGUCGACGCAGCGGAAGCAGAACCGUUCGAAGCCGACGAAGAUGCUCCACUCCUUCCGCUCCGCCUUCCGCGCCCUACCCAUCAUCGCCGUCCCGCCUGGGUGCCACAUCCCGACCGCCGCCCUCAGCCGGGGAAGCAGCUCCAACGCCCACCGCGACGGGCGCGUGCACGGCACCCGAACCACCGGCACCCUGUUCGGCCACCGAAAGGCCCGCAUCACCCUGGCGUUCCAGGAGAACCCCCGCAGCGUGCCGCACCUCCUCCUCGAGGUGGCCGUCCCCACCGCCCGGUUCAUGCAGGACAUGGGCUCCUCCGGCCUCGUCCGUGUCGCCCUCGAGUGCGAGAAGAAGGUGGCCACCGGCAGGAAGAGCCGCCGCGUCCUCGACGAGCCCAUGUGGACGGCCUACGUCAACGGUCGCAGCGUGGGCUACGCCGCGCGCAGGGACCCUACGGAGCUGGACCUCGGCGUGAUGCAACUGCUCCACGCGGUGUCGAUGGGCGCCGGCGUGCUCCCCGCCGACAAGACCGACCCUGUCGACGGCGAGCUCACCUACAUGCGGGCCUACUUCGACCGGGUGAUCGGGUCCAAGGAUUCCGAGACGUUCUACAUGCUCAACCCCGACGGCAACGCCGGCCCGGAGCUCAGCAUCUUCUUCGUCAGGAUCUAA
Messenger RNA from Zingiber officinale, 1056 nucleotides. RefSeq lists its product as uncharacterized. The record is from RefSeq and is a predicted model, not a curated record. Gene Ontology annotation, biological process: hydrotropism. The transcript is spliced from 3 exons. Lineage: Eukaryota; Viridiplantae; Streptophyta; Magnoliopsida; Zingiberales; Zingiberaceae. The coding region runs from base 1 to 1056 and encodes 351 amino acids.